This is a messenger RNA of Batrachochytrium dendrobatidis JAM81, 1381 nucleotides long. RefSeq names its product proteasome regulatory particle base subunit RPT4. The transcript has 9 exons. Gene Ontology annotation, molecular function: proteasome-activating activity; ATP binding; ATP hydrolysis activity. Gene Ontology annotation, biological process: positive regulation of RNA polymerase II transcription preinitiation complex assembly. The coding region runs from base 1 to 1209 and encodes 402 amino acids. NCBI's taxonomy places the organism in Eukaryota, Fungi, Chytridiomycota, Chytridiomycetes, Rhizophydiales. Gene Ontology annotation, cellular component: cytosolic proteasome complex; proteasome regulatory particle, base subcomplex. The record is from RefSeq and is a predicted model, not a curated record.
AUGAGUUCCUCUGCUGACAUCGCCAUCCCCACUGCUACUCCAGAAGACCGUCGUGCAAAGGCCUUUUCUGCCUAUCGCAAGCGUCUGCUGGAACAUCGCGAGUUUGAGGCAAAGGUCAAGGAACUUCGACUCGGUCUUCGUGUAUUUGAAAAGUCACUCGACAAAUCAGAAGAUGAUAUCAAGGCCCUGCAAAGUGUUGGCCAGAUUAUUGGAGAAGUUCUAAAACAACUUGAUCAUGAAAAAUUUAUUGUCAAGGCAUCCAGUGGUCCUAGAUAUGUUGUUGGCUGUCGCGAAAAAGUUCAAAAAGAUAAACUGAAACAAGGUGUUCGUGUUGCACUCGACAUGACCACUCUCACUAUCAUGCGUAUUCUUCCUCGUGAAGUCGAUCCGCUUGUCUAUAACAUGUCUGCUGAAGACCCUGGAGACGUCACAUUUGCUGGGGUUGGCGGCCUUGGUGAACAGAUUAGAGAGCUUCGCGAGGUGAUUGAAUUGCCACUGCUCAAUCCUGAACUAUUCCUUCGCGUGGGAAUUAAACCCCCAAAGGGUGUUUUACUCUAUGGUCCUCCGGGUACUGGGAAAACUCUAUUGGCUCGUGCUGUAGCUGCUACACUUGAGUGCAAUUUUCUCAAGGUUGUUUCUAGUGCCAUUGUUGACAAGUAUAUUGGUGAAAGUGCUCGUCUUAUUCGUGAAAUGUUUGGAUACGCCAAGGAGCAUGAACCCUGUAUUAUUUUCAUGGACGAGAUUGAUGCCAUUGGUGGUCGUCGUUUUUCUGAGGGCACUUCUGCAGAUAGAGAAAUUCAACGAACCCUUAUGGAGUUACUGAACCAGAUGGAUGGUUUUGAUUAUCUUGGACAAACCAAACUUAUUAUGGCUACCAACCGUCCAGACACGCUUGAUCCUGCUCUAUUGCGACCCGGCCGUCUUGAUCGUAAAAUUGAAAUUCCGCUUCCCAACGAGCAAGGAAGACUCGAGGUUAUUAAAAUUCAUGCAUCCACUAUUACCAAGCAUGGCGAAAUUGACUAUGAAGCAAUUGUGAAACUAUCCGAAGGUUUCAACUGUGCCGAUUUACGUAACGUUUGCACAGAAGCUGGCAUGUUUGCUAUCCGAGACGAGCGCGACUAUGUUGUUCAGGAUGAUUUAAUGAAGGCGGUGCGCAAGGUGGCCGAGACAAAGAAAUUGGAGACAAAGAUGGACUAUGAAAAGGUCUAGUGGUUUUCUUACGCGUCUGUGUGCAUCAGAUACGGCUGAUUAGGAAUGUACAUGACUAAAGUGCUAUGCAUUUCGGUUUUUGAAACUUGGGUAUAAGUAAUCUUUUUGUAGUGAUUUUCGCAAGAUCUCUAGUGACUCCUACAUAAUAAUAAAAUGACAGUCGGAUUCGCGU